This is a messenger RNA of Tachysurus vachellii, 2985 nucleotides long. RefSeq names its product RecQ helicase-like (gene recql). Gene Ontology annotation, biological process: double-strand break repair via homologous recombination; DNA replication. Bases 132 to 2537 code for a protein of 801 amino acids. The transcript is spliced from 15 exons. The record is from RefSeq and is a predicted model, not a curated record. NCBI's taxonomy places the organism in Eukaryota, Metazoa, Chordata, Actinopteri, Siluriformes, Bagridae. Gene Ontology annotation, cellular component: cytoplasm; chromosome. Gene Ontology annotation, molecular function: nucleic acid binding; four-way junction helicase activity; ATP binding.
AACAAACUUCAUAUCCGGUUUGACCGGAAAUGAGAGUCGCGCGGGGCAACCAAAAACAAGCAAACACGAGCGUGGACUUCUAGAAGAAGCAGGAUCUGAUGUUCACCUAUCUGAUAUCCUAAAGACUGGAAAUGGCGAGCAUCAGCGAUAAAGAAGAAGCUCGGGCCGAGUUGGACUCGGUCGAAGCCGAGUUGGAGUUUCUGGAGCUGCAGAUCUCUGAGCUCCUGGAGAAGCAGGCGUCUCUAACCUCAAGGAAAAACAAACUUCUGAAGAUUCUGGAUGGCUCGUAUGACUCUGCUCAGCCCUCAGGAUCUGCGAAGCCAUCCAAACCCGGCUUCAGCAAAAAAGACUUGCAGCACUAUGAGGACUCAGAUUUCUCAUGGUCAAAAGACGUUGAGACGAAACUGGCGACUGUGUUCAAACUCUCCAAGUUCCGACCUCUUCAGCGAGCCGCGAUCAACCUCAGCAUGUCAGGGAGAGAUCUGUUUUUGGUGAUGCCUACCGGCCGCGGCAAGAGUUUGUGCUACCAGCUACCGGCUGUCUGUUCAAAGGGUUUUACGCUGGUCAUCUCUCCGUUGGUGUCUCUGAUGGAGGAUCAACUCAUGUAUCUGAAGUCCAUCAACGUUCCUGCUGUAACACUUAAUGCUUCUAGUUCAAAGGAGGAUUCGAAAUAUGUCAUGGCAGGCAUGAUUGAUAAAAACAGCCCCUUCAAACUGCUCUACGUGACUCCGGAGAAAAUCUCUAAAAGCAAACUGCUGAUGUCUAAGCUGGAGAAAGCUUAUAACAUGGGUCUGCUGGAGCGCAUCGCUGUAGACGAAGUUCACUGCUGCAGUCAGUGGGGUCAUGACUUCAGACCAGAUUACAAGCUCCUGGGCAUUCUUAAACGUCAGUUCCCUAAAGUCCCACUGAUCGGCCUGACUGCCACUGCGACCAGCAGCGUUCUGAAAGACUGCCAGAAGAUCCUGUGUGUUCAGGAUCCCGUCACACUUACAGCACCAUUUAACAGGCCUAAUCUCUAUUAUGAGGUUCGAUUUAAAGACAGCGAAGACUCGACUAAAGGAAUUGCAGCACUGAUUAAAGGAAAAUACAAGGACCAGUCAGGAAUCGUCUACGUUUUCUCACAGAAGGAUGCAGAGACGGUGUCUACAGAGCUGCAGCAGAGGGGAAUCCUGGCCCAGCCGUAUCAUGCCAGCAUGGAGCCUUCAGAUAAAACCCUGGUGCAUCAUCAGUGGUCUAGCAAAAAGAUUCAGGUGGUCGUUGCCACGGUGGCCUUUGGAAUGGGCAUCGACAAAGCAGAUGUGCGGUUUGUUAUCCACCAUACCAUCAGCAAGUCCAUAGAGAACUACUAUCAGGAGAGCGGACGUGCAGGGAGAGAUGAUGAUCCAGCAGACUGCAUCGUGUUCUACGGGUUUCAGGACAUUUUCAGGAUCAGCACCAUGGUUGUGAUGGAGAACACCGGGCAGCAGAAGCUUCAGAAUAUGGUGGCUUAUUGUCAGAACGUCGACAGGUGUCGGCGCGCCGUGAUGGCAGUUCAUUUCGAUGAAGUUUGGGACGACGAAGAGUGUAACCAGGCGUGCGAUGUCUGUCGCCAUGGCAAUGACUACAUCACCAUGGACAUCACCAAGCACGCACGUGAGGUGGUGGAUAUCGUAGAGCUGGCUGCAUCUCUGGACGAGAAGUUCACCCCUCUGAAGGUGUGCGAUACCUGGAUGGGGAAAGGCAGCGCCAAGAUCCGUAAAAUGUCCAAGGUCACGACCCUGUCACGCCCGGAGGUGGAGUCCAUCGUUGUUCAUCUCUUACUACACGGCUACUUCAGUGAAGACUUCAGCUUCACACCAUACACAACCUACUUUUACCUGAAAGCAGGACGUAAAGCCGGCUUACUGAAGAACGAAAACCACUCCGUAACCAUGAAGAUGAGGAGGAAAGUCUCUCCACCCGGCGCAAGUAUUGACCAAUCGGUUGCCGAGCUGCAAGAAGAAACUCACGGAAGCUCGAAGGACAUCAUUACUGAUCAAAGUGCAAAUGGAAACGUAAUCAAUACAAACACCGACCAACCGAACCCGGAGAGGCGACUCUCCCAAAAUCAGGAGGACUCCAGCUCAUUACAAGCACCCGAAAGCAUCCAGCCGCGCGUCAUCGAGGUGAACGUAGAAGUGAACGUUCAGGAUAACGCCGGAAACGGCGCCCAAGCUCUUCAUAAAACGACUCGACAGCUGGUGCCGUCUAAACGAAGACGACGGCGGUUCUCACCUCCACCUUCGAAAUCGGUUCUAGCCAGCUGUCCGUCGGAGACCUCCAUCAUUUCUGCAGCAGCCGUCGAAGAGCUGUGCGACCUCCGCAGCUACUACAGCAAACAGCUGAGGAGGAUAAACUACACGUCCCACGAGCAGCUGCAGGAGUCGCCGUCAGGAAUGCUGACAUGCAUAAGAGAGCCGCUGAGAAGUCUCCGUCUCCCCUCCAGUACCACCAUAGCCAAAAGCGCUAGAAAUUUAUGGACACGUGUUAGCAUGAGAAGGAAACUUAUCCAGAGAUGACGUUUAAAUCCACGAUUAAAUCCGUUUAAAUUUACGAAGUUACCUAGAGUUACGUUUUUGGAAAACUCAUCUGCUUCAGUGUUGCACUGCCCACUUCAUGAAAAAGACACAGAUCAGUGUUUGAUUUAUAAAUGAAGAAGAUUUUUUUUGUUUGUGUUAUUUAUGUUGGUGUUGAAAUAAUGAAAAUAACAAAUAUAUAAAACAAUUGAUUAAAAGUAUUAGCACUCCCUAGUAUAGGCUAGUUUUUACCACAGUGCUGCUCGACUCUGGCUCCUGAUUGGUCAGAUUAUGUCAAUAGAUCUUCUGUAUCUUGCAGUAGAAUAGUUAUGACACAUUCACAGGAACUUGUGUCCAGAUUUUUUAACGUUAUCCUUUGUUAUAAUGACCCAGCUGAUUACGAUGUUUGUACUUUGACCAGAAAUAAAGUUUCAGAGCUUAUAGUUAUAUA